AUGGCUCCUCCGACGUACGCUGGCAUGUCGGGCAAGCCCUUGUCGUUGACGGUUUCGACCAUCGCGACCAUGGGCUUCCUGCUUUUCGGUUAUGACCAGGGCGUUAUGUCCGGUAUCAUUAGUGACCCUUCCUUUAACGGUGUCUUUACCGCAACCAAGGAUGACAGUGUCAUGCAAGCUCUGGUCACCGCCGUCUACGAACUGGGUUGUUUGGCCGGUGCCAUCUGGGCCCUUGUCUUCGGUGACAAGAUGGGACGUCGAUGGAUGAUUUUUUCCGGCGCCAUCGUUAUGAUCGUUGGUGUGAUUAUCCAGGUUACCUCGUUUGUCGACCACAUUCCUCUCCUACAAUUCUUCGUUGGCCGUGUCAUUACUGGUAUCGGCAAUGGCAUGAAUACCUCGACGAUUCCCACCUACCAGGCUGAGUGCUCCAAGACGACCAAUCGUGGUCUGUUGAUCUGUAUUGAGGGUGGUGUCAUUGCAAUUGGUACUAUGAUUGCCUACUGGAUUGACUUUGGCGCUCACUACGGCCCGACGGAUUUGGUGUGGCGUUUCCCUAUUGCCUUCCAGAUUUUCUUUGGCAUUAUCAUCAUUGUUGGCAUGUGGUAUCUUCCUGAUUCUCCUCGGUACUUGAUCUCCAGGGGUAAAGUUGAGGAAGGUGAGAAGGUGCUGGCUGCUCUUAGUGGUCGCGAGAUUCACGACCACGAGACACAACUUCAGAAGCAGCUGGUUUUGGAAUCACUUGAAGCAUCUGGCGCUGGCGAAGAGACCAAGUUCUCUGAUUUGAUUACCGGUGGCCGUUCCCAGCACUUCCGUCGUAUGCUUAUCGGUUCUUCCUCGCAGAUCUUCCAGCAGCUCAGUGGUUGCAAUGCAGUCAUCUACUACCUGCCCGUCCUUCUGGAGAACUCUCUGGGUGAAGACCAUGACUUUGCCCUACUGAUUGGCGGCGUCAACAUGAUUGUCUACGCUAUUUUCGCCACAUUCUCCUGGUUCUUCAUUGAAAAGAUUGGCCGUCGCAAGCUCUUCCUCUACGGUUCCUGGAUCCAGUUCAUCUCCAUGACCAUCACCUUCGCCUGUCUCAUUCCCAAUAGCGACGGCGCUAAGAAGGGCGCCGUGUUCGGCCUGUUCCUGUACAUGGCCUGCUUCGGCGCCACAUGGCUCCCUCUCCCCUGGUUGUACCCUGCCGAACUCUCGCCGAUCAAGACCCGUGCGAAGGCCAACGCCGUCUCCACCUGCAGCAACUGGCUGUUCAACUUCACCGUCGUCAUGAUCACCCCCGUUAUGGUUGAUCGGAUCCAGUGGGGAACGUACCUCUUCUUCGCAGCCCUCAACGCCUUGUUCAUUCCUGUUAUCUACUUCUUCUACCCUGAGACAGCAAACCGCAGUCUGGAGGAGAUCGAUUUGAUCUUCGCCAAGGGGUUUGUCGAGAACAUGUCCUAUGUCACUGCUGCCAAGGAGUUGCCCAAGUUAUCCGACGAGGAGGUCGAGGCCAUGAACAACGAGUUUGGUAUUGGCAGCGACGACUCGCAUGGUAGCGGUGGUUCUUCUGAUGAGGUUGCUACUGAGAAGGGGGCUACUCAGCACCAGCAGGUGACUGGGGAAGCUUAA
This is a messenger RNA of Aspergillus ruber CBS 135680, 1605 nucleotides long. RefSeq names its product putative MFS monosaccharide transporter. Bases 1 to 1605 code for a protein of 534 amino acids. Lineage: Eukaryota; Fungi; Ascomycota; Eurotiomycetes; Eurotiales; Aspergillaceae. The transcript has 3 exons. Gene Ontology annotation, biological process: carbohydrate transport; transmembrane transport. Gene Ontology annotation, molecular function: carbohydrate:proton symporter activity. The record is from RefSeq and is a predicted model, not a curated record. Gene Ontology annotation, cellular component: membrane.